Messenger RNA from Notechis scutatus (mainland tiger snake), 883 nucleotides. RefSeq names its product thymosin beta-12-like. Gene Ontology annotation, cellular component: cytoplasm. Gene Ontology annotation, molecular function: actin monomer binding. The record is from RefSeq and is a predicted model, not a curated record. Gene Ontology annotation, biological process: actin filament organization; regulation of cell migration. NCBI's taxonomy places the organism in Eukaryota, Metazoa, Chordata, Lepidosauria, Squamata, Elapidae.
ACAUAAACCAGAUCCAGAAUGAAAAUGUCUCCCUCUCUUUGCUGUCAUCUAGUGAUCAUAUGGAUUUCUGCAGUCCAAAUAAGCAAGUGAAACAUAAAUGAACACAUAUUGCCAUCUUCCUACAGCACUGGAUGUGACAGUGUAUUUUCAUCCUUGCUCACUCCCCUCUUAGCAUAAAGAGAAAUCCAAGCUUCCUCAUGUACAAAUAAAAUAUCCCUUAUUUCUGAUCAAUGCCUAAGCUAGUUCCAGGAAAUUGCUGAGCUGUGCAGUUCCUCGAAAGGGAAGAUUUUACUUCAACCAAGGGUUCAUCAUGUCUGACAAACCAGAUUUUGCAGAAAUUGAAACGUUUGAUAAGACCAAACUGAAAAAAACUGAAACUAGAGAAAAAAAUCCAUUACCUACCAAGGAAACUAUUGAACAGGAAAAGCAAAACAAAAAUACACCUUGAAGUUGAAUCAGAAGAUAUGGCUAACAUCUGCUAUGGGGUUUUAAGUUCUAUAUUUUAAAAAUCUGUUAUUAGUUGAUGUAUUCUGCUUUUUCAGAAAUAGCACUUUUUUUACUUCCCUCCCCCCUGUAUUAAAACAGCAAGAGUCAUCUGUUUUAAAGCAAUGCUCUGAAGCCAAUCAAAACACCAUUUAUAAUUUUCCAAAGACAGUACAUAUUGUGUUUCAAAUAUAUAUGUGAAUUUGCCAAAAAUGUAUCCUUUUGUUGUUUGUCAACAGAAAUUAUUAUUUUCAUAUAUUAUCUGAUAUGGAACCCCCACAAUAAACCAGUUUCUGAUGUGUCGCCCUUGUUUAAAACGACAUUUUCUAAUUCAAAAAGAGCUGUGCGUCUUGAUCAAGAAGUCUGUCUGUAAACAUCCUGAAUAAUAAAAUUUAAUUUU